AUGCGCCAAUACAUUCAGCCACAAAAAUAUCCAUCCAUCUAUCUAUCUCAGUCUUCUGUUCAUAUCUAUCUAUCUAUCUAUCUAUCUAUCAUCUAUCUAUCUAUCUAUCUAUCUAUCUAUCUCUCUCUCUCUAUAAAUAUAUAUAUAUAUAUCCUAGUCUGUUCAUAUCUAUUUAUCUAUCCUAGUCUGUUCAUAUCUAUCUAUCUAUCUAUUCAUCUAUCUAUCUAUCUAUCACGUCAGUCUGUUCAUAUCUAUCUCUCUCUCUCUCUCUUCUGUUCAUAUUCUAUCUAUCUAUCUAUCUAUCUAUCUAUCUAUCUCAUCUGUUCAUAUCUAUCUAUCUAUUCAUCUAUCCUAUCUAUCUAUCUAUCUAUCUCAGUCUGUUCAUAUCUAUCUAUGUAUGUAUCUAUCUAUCCAUCUAUCUAUCUAUCUCAUCUGUUCAUAUCUAUCUAUCUAUCAAUCUAUCUAUCUAUCUUCUGUGUUGAAAACUGA
Messenger RNA from Acanthosepion pharaonis, 489 nucleotides. The record is from the annotation of a GenBank genome assembly. Lineage: Eukaryota; Metazoa; Mollusca; Cephalopoda; Sepiida; Sepiidae.